Molecule: messenger RNA, 831 nt
Organism: Sinocyclocheilus rhinocerous
Lineage: Eukaryota; Metazoa; Chordata; Actinopteri; Cypriniformes; Cyprinidae
Product: prosaposin-like
Exons: 9
Coding region: 3-788 (261 amino acids)
Biological process (GO): lipid metabolic process
Source: RefSeq, a predicted model, not a curated record
AGAUGCUUCCUCUGGCCAUCACCUUCAUUUCCAGCAUGAUGCAACCCAAUGACAUCUGUGCUUUUCUUGGAAUGUGUGGAGGACGGGACAGUACCAAGAUUAGAGAACUGUUGCUUAAGCACAUGUCAAAAACUGUACCAGUGACAACUAUGAAGAUAGAGACGUCCAUUCAGUGCUCUGUUUGCACAUACGUUGUGAGCACACUUGAGUAUCUGUUUCCCAGAGAGAGGACUCAGAGCAUCAUAACUGCGCUGCUGGAGAGUUUGUGCAGCGAGUUUCCUUCUCUGGUUCAGCCACAGUGCAAUAAGAUGGUUGAAAAAUACGUCCAACUGUUGGUUGACAUGCUACUGAACAACACUUCUCCUAAUUUCAUAUGCACGCUGCUUCGUUUUUGUGAAAUAUGGGAGCAUCCCGUCAAUGCUGUGGCACUUUCGGAUUGUGAUUCUUGCCUUACAUUGGCGGUUCUGACUCAUGUUUAUCUGGGCACCAAUGCCACCGAGCUCCAGGCUGCUUCAUUCCUGGACACCGUCUGCCAGCUGCACCCCAGUGCUAUGCCAAAGUGUGAGACUUACGUGCAGCGUCAUGGGAACCAGCUCCGUGUGCUUCUGAGCAAACAGCAGGGGGCGCUGGACAUUUGUAAGAGGGCAAAUUUGUGUGUUUCUGGUGAGAGGAAGCCUGUCAUUGCUGCUGCCCCCUGUAGCCUGGGACCAAUGUACAGCUGCAGAGACCUCCAGACUGCUGUCGACUGUGGGGCAGUUUCCUUCUGUCAGAAGAAUGUGUGGGAAUAAUCUGUUUCUGCUGUCCAUACAUGGUUUCUUGCAUUUGUGUGAG